AACGUAGAGUCUCUGCUCGCAACGUCAACCGGCCAGAAAGCUUUAGACUAUGCCAUCCAGGCGGCCGAGCUGUAUAUGCGAGCAGCCGCUGAGAAGGGCAUCAGUAAAGAAGAAGCAGCUCGGUUUCGCCGCAGAUGUCAGCAGCUCAUCAAAUUCGCCGAACAGCUCAAAGCUCAGGCACCGGCCUCUUCGCCGUCACCGGUGAAGAAUGGCCUGGGUCUCUUGCAGGGCGCUUCACGACUUCACGGCAACUUUUACCCGCCUUGGAGUGAAGAUCCUCCGGGUGCUGAGUUUCAACUCGGGCCUGACUUGAAACCAUAUAUUGAUGCUACCGUCUUUCCACUUUCUGAAGAUCAAGUGGCCAAUUUUCUAGCAUGGCACAGGCCGCAUGAGCUAUUUGGUCCCCUUUCUACCAAUCAAGAUGAUAGUCUUAUGACCCAGAGCACGCAGCUCGACUUGGUGCAGGACAUUACUACUGAUUGCUCAGUCGUUGCCAGCCUUUCUGCCGCUGCAAAGAUUUGGACCGGGAAACAUGCAGUUCUCUCUACGAUCAUGCAUCCAUUUGACCACGAAAGGGGACAGCCCAAACUGUCUCCCUCUGGGAAAUACAUCUUCCGGCUAAAUUUCAACGGCUGUGCUCGUCGAGUCACGAUAGAUGAUCGACUGCCAGCUUCUGGUACGGACCGGGCCCUCUUUGUUAUCAAUCGACACAACCCUUGUCUGCUAUGGCCGGCGCUGCUCGAGAAGGCCUAUCUCAAAGUAAGAGGAGGCUACGACUUUCCAGGUAGCAAUUCGGGAACUGAUCUCUGGGUUCUCACCGGUUGGAUACCAGAACAGUUAUUCCUCCAGAGGGAAGCCUUUGACAUAGACGAGACGUGGGACAGAAUCAAAACAGCUUAUGAAAUGGAGAAUGUCAUCAUUACUCUUGGCACUGGCCACAUCUCUGCCGAAGAAGGAGACAUCAUGGGUCUCAUAGGGGAGCACGAUUAUGCUGUGCAAGAUGUUGAUUCGUCGAGUCGCAAAUUCCUAGUUAAAAACCCUUGGAGGCCCAGGUUUGAUACACCCUCUUCAUCCGAAAUGGAUAGUGGCAAUGCCAGUUCACCGUCGGCGGGUACCUUUUGGCUGUCUAUUGAAGAUAUCGCUCAGCAUUUCGAGUCCAUGUAUCUCAAUUGGAACCCGGCCCUAUUUACCCAUCGUCAAGACCGCCAUUUUGCUUGGGACAUUCCCACUAAAGAUUUUGCGGCAUCUUUGGUGCGGAAUCCGCAAUUCUCAAUCACUUCGCAGGCCGGUGGAGUGGUAUGGAUCCUACUGAGCCGCCAUUUUGCAGAUGCCGAACUUGAGAUUGCUCGCAAUAAAUCUGGCUCUCUAGCAGCUGUGGCUAGCCAACUUGGGUUUAUGAGCAUUCUAGUCUUUGACAGACAAGGCCACAAAGUCCAGCUCAGCGAUGGACCAACCUACUCCGGGCCAUUGGUUGAUUCUCCGCAGACACUCGCGCGGAUUGAAAGCAGGGCUGGUAAAGCAUACACUGUUGUUAUCGAUCAACAGGACUUGGCUUUGGCCAGCUACACCUUUACGUUGUCUGUCUUUUCCAACGGACCCGUUGGUGUUGAAGAAGCCCAAGAGAAGAUGAGAUACUUUACAGAACAACAGGGCGCCUGGAAUAGACGAAACGCUGGAGGAAACUCGGGCUGUACUACUUAUUUUCUAAAUCCCCAGUAUAAACUGUCGGUCUCUCGCGCCACCCCUAUAUCCGCUCUACUAGCCACGAGCAAUAAAGACGUUCACGUACAUAUUGACCUGAUUUGGGCGCGAGGGAAACGUGCAAAUACAGUUAGGAGGAAAGACUUGGUCGUUUCGUCGGGGGAAUACCGUCGCGGUUGCGCCUCUUCUGAGCUUGAGAUGCUUGAAGCGGGCGACUAUACUCUGGUUUGCUCGACUUUUGAGGCACAGCAGACUGCUGAUUUUACAUUGCGAAUUGGCUCCAUGACGCCGGUUACUAUAGAGCCCAUACCGGCUGAUACUGCAGGAAAACUACGGACGCCUUUGCCAUCAUUCACUUUGAGAGGAGAGGGGCAGCGUUGGAUGGCAUCCCUUGAUGCGACUUGGGUAACUCGAGCUAUUGCCUCUUUCCAAAGCCCGAUUCCUUUGUCGGAAUCUUUGCAUUAUGAUACCCGAUCCCUACCAGCUUUGAUGGUCCGGAUCUCGAUCGUUGGUGGCGCAGACUCACAAACGCAUAUUCUGGUUGAAUCAAAGGGCGGUGCGGAAGACUCUGGAACAGUUAUUCGAACGCCUGAAUUCGAUAUUGAGUCGUCUAAUACGAGCCAUGGCCGCAUGUACCUGGUUGUUGAGAGCUUGUGGGAACAUCGGGCAGCCCAAGAGCUUUGCGGCGAUAUAUUUAGCGAUUCUCCCAUUCAAAUUGGUAAUUGGGAGGCCUUUUGAGAAUAUAUGAAAUUUCCUUGGCACCGAAGAACUGGCGGGCUAGAUGAAUGUUAUAGAUGUUUGGGACAAGCUCCAAGGUUAAAAAUAUAGCUUUAUGAUUAUGUUUGAUGUCAAAGGGGAGGAUAGCACACAGAGAUGCUCAUUACCAUAACAAGGGAUAAGCGUCAAUUCAUAUGCCUAAGAUUACAAGGCUUCCAAGCGUGUGCAGGUCCGUAUAGUACUAUAUAGCUAUAGAGAUAGCGUCUAUCAUACAAAACAUUAAUCAACUAGGAGCAAAAAGCAAAACAUACGGCAUCAGCUUUUUACUAAGGGCGCUACCAGUGUGGCAUUCUUUGCCAAACCCGCAGCUGAUGAAGCCGCGAUGGCUCCCCGUGCUCUUGAGAGGCUGAGUGACUUGGCGAGGUAUCGCAUAAACAGAACAUAAAGCAAUUCAACCCUAUUAAAAAAAAAAGUUAGCAUUGGACCUUGGGAAAAACAUUUAGCGAAUGCCCUUCAACGGAAUAAACGUACUUUUCCUUUGUCAUCAUCAAAAUGCCCUGGACGAGAAGACCUUUCAAGAUCUGGGGGCCCAUGCCCUUGAAGAGUCCGAGAACGCCUUCAUGCUCGAUUAUGAAGCGCAUCACCUCGAUGAAGCUGCCGAAUGGCUUUCCUUUUCUCGCAGGAGGUGGCUUUGACUGUAAGCCCACCUUGGCAACAAUGAGGGGCUGAGUGACGAUCGUUGCCAGAGCUUUAGACAUGGCUCCCAGAGCUAAGAUUGUUAGGAUACGCUAUAUGGAGCAAAGCAAUAACCUCGGUACUGGAGACUUACCGAAUGCCUCCCACGGCUGUAGCUUGGUCUUGCCGUGGAAAAAGACGUCCUUCAGCCGCUCGUAAGCUCCAUAUGUGAUGGCCGGGUUGACGACCAGGACAAGGCUAGCCUUGAGGCCCCUCCAAAGUCCACUGACACCAUCCGGACCCUCGAUGACUUCCUGAGCUGUGGCGAAGAGGCCCUUUCUAUCGGCCUUUGCCGCGGUUUGCUGGCGCGUCGUCACAACGGCAACGGGGAUCGUAAAGAGCUGCGCCAGGGCACCGGCCGCUGCGCCCAGAGAGAGCUCUAUCGCUGUCGAAGGCGCGCUCGCAGAAGGGCCCGCGGAUUUUGUGUAUAGCGCCCUGGCAACGGUGUACCAAUAGAAGUAUGCAAAGUUGGUGGAGGCCACGCCGACCAGCGAGCCGUUCAUACCGGCGUAUAGGCCCUGGAGGCCCUCUUCCGCCACGAUCCGCGAGAUGGCGUUCCAGGUCGACGUGUAGUGUACUUCAUCGGAAGAGCUGUCGCUUUUGUCGCCGGAAGGCUUCACUUGUACCUGUAGCCGAGUUUUGACGCUAUCGCAAGCAUGUAAGUUAGCGGGCGGUAGCGGAGACGGCACCGAACAACGACAAACACAACAAAACAACACAAAUUGAAAAGUGAAAAAAAAAAAAAAGGAAAAAGGAAAAAACUCACAUAUCCAGAGGAUACACCAAGGCAUUUGCUAUGACGGCUCCGGUUGCGCCGGCGACAGCACCGCCCCAUGGCGAAAUGGCAGGCUUGGACUGAGCCAUUGCGAUUUGCGACAAGAAAGGG
This is a messenger RNA of Trichoderma atroviride IMI 206040, 4039 nucleotides long. RefSeq lists its product as uncharacterized. Lineage: Eukaryota; Fungi; Ascomycota; Sordariomycetes; Hypocreales; Hypocreaceae. Gene Ontology annotation, biological process: proteolysis. Gene Ontology annotation, molecular function: calcium-dependent cysteine-type endopeptidase activity. The record is from RefSeq and is a predicted model, not a curated record.